AUGGCAGCGCGGCAUGCACUGGCGGUGUUGUCGCUUAUAUUAGCGCUAUUUUUAUAUAAUUCGAAUGCUGAACAAUCAAUAACAGCUUUGGCUGCCUCAGGAUCACCCUUCAAAAAUGAUCUUGCUUAUCUCUUUUUUAAAGAUGGUGCAAGCAUAGGCGCUGCAGUAGUUAAUGGCACAUUAAGAGCAUACGACGAUUCGAAAUGCCUCAGGGAUAUCGAUCGUAUAUCGGCGGCACUCGACGAAUAUUACGAAUGGGCUAUUGAGUUUCCCGACACAUGGGGCCGUCUACCCGUCGGUUUGAUGUGGGGUCACGCACUGAGCUUCGGCGCCUAUGAAGAAUGUUUAGCUGCUUCUUGGGAAUUCAGUACGGAUGAUGUAUUACGCGGUCAAUAUUGUUUGGCACGCGUGCCAAUCAAAAAAUAUAUGGACGAGAUUAAACCACGUCAAGUACGUAGUCCAGCUAGGAUCAGCUAUAAAUAUUCAAAGCCAGAGACAUUUGAAUUAGGUGUUUGUAUACCAAGUUCAUGUUCAGCUGAAUUGGGUAAUAAAAUCUUGACUGGCGUGAUGAAUAAGUACUAUGAUGCUGGCAUCACUUCAACGAUGAUGCAAGAAAAAUAUUGCAAAUAUGAAGAGCCCGUUAAAUUUCGAGCGAUCGACAUCUUCGCCAUGUGA
Molecule: messenger RNA, 675 nt
Organism: Rhagoletis zephyria (snowberry fruit fly)
Lineage: Eukaryota; Metazoa; Arthropoda; Insecta; Diptera; Tephritidae
Source: RefSeq, a predicted model, not a curated record